CGCUUCUACAUCACGGCGCGGACGGAAGAUGGCGGGGCUGUUCGCCGGCUGCCGCUGAUCGGGCGGAGCGGAGUCGGACCCGCAACUCUGGCCCUGGCGCCGACCCGAGUCUGGCCCCCACUGCCUCCGAGCGGCCAUCGCCAUGUCACUGCUACAAUCUGCGCUCGACUUCCUGGCGGGUCCUGGCUCCCUGAGCGGAGCUACCGGCCGCGACCAGAGCGACUUCGUGGGCCAGACUGUGGAGCUGGGCGAGCUGCGCCUGCGGGUGCGGCGAGUCUUGGCAGAGGGAGGAUUUGCUUUUGUGUAUGAAGCUCAAGAUCUGGGAAGUGGCAGAGAGUAUGCAUUAAAGCGAUUACUGUCCAAUGAAGAGGAAAAGAACAGAGCCAUCAUUCAAGAAGUUUGCUUCUUGAAAAAACUCUCUGGCCACCCCAACAUCGUCCAGUUCUGCUCUGCAGCAUCCAUAGGAAAAGAGGAAUCUGACACGGGGCAGGCAGAGUUCCUGCUGCUCACAGAGCUCUGCAGAGGGCAGCUGGUAGAAUUUCUAAAGAAAAUUGAAGCUAAAGGCCCUCUGCCCUGUGACACCGUCCUGAAGAUCUUCUACCAGACAUGCAAAGCUGUGCAGCAUAUGCACAGGCAGAAGCCGCCCAUCAUCCACAGAGACCUCAAGGUGCCAGCUAUGGGCACAGGUGCCCUCACGUCAUUUCAUGCUCUGGAUCCCCCAGGCCGAGGCCUUGUGAGCGCCUCCGUCCGCUGGGCUCAGGUUGAGAACUUGUUACUCAGCAGCCAGGGGACCAUUAAGCUGUGUGAUUUUGGCAGUGCUACCACCAUCUCCCACUACCCCGACUAUAGCUGGAGUGCCCAGAAGCGAGCCAUGGUGGAGGAGGAGAUCACAAGGAACACCACACCUAUGUACAGGACACCAGAGAUUGUAGACCUGUAUUCCAACUUCCCCAUUGGUGAGAAGCAGGAUAUCUGGGCCCUGGGCUGCAUCCUGUACCUGCUGUGUUUCCGGCAGCAUCCUUUUGAGGAUGGUGCAAAACUGCGAAUUGUCAAUGGGAAGUACUCAAUCCCGGCAAAUGACACACAGUACUGCGUCUUCCACGACCUCAUCCGCGCCAUGCUUAAGGUCAACCCUGAGGAGCGGCUGUCCAUUGCAGAGGCCGUACGCCAGCUGCAGGAGAUUGCAGCUGCAAGGAAUGUGAACCCCAAGGCGCCCAUCACAGAGCUGCUGGAGCAGAAUGGAGGCUAUGGGAACCCAGGGCCAUCCCGGGCACCACCCACUCCUGGGGGACCUUCAAGCAGCAGCAACAGUGGAGCCCUGGCCUUAGCAGAAUAUGACCAGCCCUAUGGCGGUUUCUUUGACAUCCUACGGGGCGGGACAGAGCGGCUCUUCACCAACCUCAAGGAUACCUCCUCCAAGGUCAUCCAGUCUGUGGCCAACUAUGCAAAGGGCGAUCUGGACAUAUCUUACAUCACUUCUAGGAUUGCUGUGAUGUCAUUCCCUGCUGAGGGCAUGGAGUCAGCUAUCAAAAAUAAUAUUGAAGAUGUGCGGUUGUUUCUGGACGCCAAACACCCGGGCCACUAUGCUGUCUACAACCUGUCCCCGAGGACCUACCGGGCAUCCAAGUUCCAUAACCGGGUUACCGAGUGUGGCUGGGCUGCCAGGCGGACCCCAAACCUCCAUAGCCUGUACACCAUCUGCAGGAAUAUGCAUGCCUGGCUGCGGCAGGACCACAGGAACAUCUGCGUCGUACACUGUAUGGAUGGGAGAGCAGCAUCUGCCGUGGUUGUCUGUGCCUUCCUGUGCUUUUGUCGCCUCUUCAGCACUGCUGAGGCCGCUGUGUACAUGUUCAGCAUGAAGCGCUGUCCACCAGGCAUUUGGCCGUCCCACAAAAGGUACAUCGAGUACGUGUGUGACAUGGUAGCAGAGGAGCCCAUCACGCCGCACAGCAAGCCGAUGCUGGUAAAGGCUGUGAUCAUGACCCCCGUGCCGCUAUUCAGCAAGCAGAGGAAUGGCUGCAGGCCCUUCUGUGAAGUCUACGUGAGGGAUGAGCGCGUGACUACCACCUCCCAGGAGUACGACAGGAUGAAGGAGUUUAAGAUCGAGGACGGCAAGGCAGUCAUCCCCUUGGGCAUAACGGUUCAAGGCGAUGUGCUCAUUGUCAUUUACCAUGCCAGGUCUACUCUUGGUGGGCGGCUGCAGGCCAAGAUGGCGUCCAUGAAGAUGUUCCAGAUUCAAUUCCAUACUGGUUUCGUGCCUCGGAACGCAACCACUGUAAAGUUCGCCAAGUAUGACUUGGAUGCGUGUGACAUUCAGGAGAAGUACCCGGAUCUGUUCCAAGUAAACCUGGAGGUGGAGGUGGAGCCCAGGGAUAGGUCAUGCCAGGAGGCCCAACCGUGGGAGAACACCAGCAUGAGAGGGCUGAACCCCAAGAUCCUGUUUUCUAGCCGAGAGGAGCAGCAGGACAUCUUGUCCAAGUUUGGGAAGCCAGAGCUGCCCCGGCAGCCGGGCUCCACAGCUCAAUAUGACGCCGAGGUGGUGUCUCCAGAGGCUGAGCCUACGGACUCGGACUCACCGCAGAGCAGCAGCGCAGAUGUGAAACACUUCCUCCACAUGCUGGAUUGGCAGGGAGAGAAAGAAACAGAGACUGGUAUGGAAGGAUCGUCUUCUAAGGAGAGCCAGGCUGUCCUGAUCACAGAUAGAGACGAAAGCGAGGCAUCAGAUGAAGAGGCGGCCUCAGUCCCUAACAGAGACAGCCAGCCUGGGGCCAGUGAGGACUUACCAGGCCCCAUUGCAGGGAGCUGGCAGCAAGACCUGAUGCUCGACACAGCCACCCCAGCCUCACCACAGGAAUCCAGGCCUCAGGAAGAUGGCAUUGACCUCCUGGGGCUGCACUUGGAGGCAGCCCCAGGACCAGCUGCCUCUGCAUAUACCUCUCCGGCCCCCUCCAGCAACACUGCCCUGCUCAGCUGCCUCCUGGGGCCACCUGAAUCCACUCUGCAGGGGCUGCCCAAUGACCUGCUGGGCAGCGAGGCCCCACUCCUGGAGAGUCCAGCCCCUCCUCUGAGUGUACAGAGCAACCCACAGGGAGGACCCCCUGCCACAGCUGACCCAUUUGACCCCCUCCUUCUGGCUCCUGAUGCUGACUCCCAGCCCUGUUCCCAGCCUGACCUCUUUGGCGAGUUCCUGCAUGCAGACCCUGUGGCAGCUCCAGCAACCUUCCCCGAAGUGCCCACCAGCAGUGCCCCGCUGCCAUCCAGUGCCACCUUCCUGCCCCUAGGGAACCUGCCAGCAGAGCCCAGCAAGGUGACAGCCUCGUCCAGUCACCAAGACCUGCUGGGAGGAUGGGAUGCCUGGGCCGAGGCUGCUGUGCCCGAGCUGGCCUCAGAAGGAUCCCUCUUUCCUUCUGGAGCUCAACUGACCCCUGCCGGUCCCCACCCCAGCCAGACCAAGUCUCAGAGCCUGGAUCCAUUUGCUGACCUCGGUGCCCUCUGUGACCUUGGCUGCAGCCUCCCAGGCUUGGCUGCUGGACCCCCACUUGGAGGCUUUGUUCCCAAAGCAGCCCCUUCACCCAAAGGCGGUAGCUCCUGGCAGACAAGUCGGCCACCAGUCCAGGGCACGUCAUGGUCCCCCCAGCCCAAGAUUCCUGCCAAAACUUGCGUACCGCCAAGGCCAAACUACUCCAUGAACUUCAGUGUGAUUGGGGACCGAGAGGAACGGGGCGUCCGCAUGCCCAGCUUCAGUGAGUCACAUCCGGGAGCUCAAAAGCCAAAAGUCUCAGAGAAUGACUUUGAAGAUCUGCUGCCCAACCAAGGCUUCUCCAGGUCUGACAAGAAGGGGCCAAAGACCAUGGCAGAGAUGAGGAAGCAGGACCUCGCCCGAGACACAGACCCCCUCAAGCUGAAGCUCUUGGACUGGAUCGAGGGCAAGGAGAGGAACAUCCGUGCGCUGCUGUCCACGUUGCAUACAGUGCUGUGGGAUGGGGAGCACCGCUGGACCCCUGUGAGUAUGGCUGACUUGGUGACACCAGGGCAGGUGAAGAAGCAGUACCGCCGUGCGGUGCUGGUCGUGCAUCCGGACAAGGCCACAGGGCAGCCCUAUGAGCAGUAUGCCAAGAUGAUCUUCAUGGAGCUCAAUGACGCCUGGUCUGAGUUUGAGAACCAGGGCUCGAGGCCCCUCUUCUGAAGCCCUGCAGUGGCUGUGUGAGCACUUACAAGGUCAAGGCCAGGUUGGUCUUGAGAGUCUCCCAGGCUAUGGGACGCGACACCGAUGCAGCACAGGCAGCCCAGACCCUCCGCUCCCUGCUGUCCCAUGUGGUUCCUGGACAAACACCCGCCUGCAGCGCAGGGCAGAAAACAUUCCAAAGCUGAAUUUUGUUUCAUUUUUUUUUCCUUGUCCCAGAGGAAUGGUGUUGAUUUAUGCUUCUUCCACAGUUGUCACAGUUUGUGAUUCAUCCUUUGUUUGGUGUCUGUCACCCUCCAGCACGCUGUUGACUGUGUUCACUGCUGUUACUUCCUGGGCUGGAGUGUCCAUCCCACUUUGUAAUCAGUCUGAUGAUCGUCUGUACAUAAUUAAACUUUUUCUGAUGA
This is a messenger RNA of Cavia porcellus (domestic guinea pig), 4590 nucleotides long. RefSeq names its product cyclin G associated kinase (gene Gak). Gene Ontology annotation, molecular function: AP-2 adaptor complex binding; clathrin binding; ATP binding. NCBI's taxonomy places the organism in Eukaryota, Metazoa, Chordata, Mammalia, Rodentia, Caviidae. The record is from RefSeq and is a predicted model, not a curated record. Gene Ontology annotation, cellular component: vesicle; cytoplasm; intracellular membrane-bounded organelle. Gene Ontology annotation, biological process: clathrin coat disassembly; protein phosphorylation; positive regulation of Notch signaling pathway. The transcript has 28 exons. The coding region runs from base 143 to 4186 and encodes 1347 amino acids.